Messenger RNA from Cololabis saira (Pacific saury), 4803 nucleotides. RefSeq names its product nicotinamide phosphoribosyltransferase 1 (gene nampt1). The transcript is spliced from 11 exons. The record is from RefSeq and is a predicted model, not a curated record. Lineage: Eukaryota; Metazoa; Chordata; Actinopteri; Beloniformes; Belonidae. The coding region runs from base 75 to 1550 and encodes 491 amino acids. Gene Ontology annotation, biological process: NAD+ biosynthetic process. Gene Ontology annotation, molecular function: nicotinamide phosphoribosyltransferase activity.
GUACAGCUGGAGUCUCCGGCAUCACGGCAGCAACACACACUGACAGCUCCGACCGGAUCACCGACCAGGGAACGAUGGAGCACCGAGACGCCAACUUCAACAUCCUGCUGGCGACCGACUCAUACAAGGUAACGCAUUACAAGCAGUAUCCCCCCAACACGAGUAAAGUAUACUCCUACUUCGAAUGCCGGGAGAAAAGGACAGAUUCCACCAAAAGCAGAAAAGUCAAAUAUGACAAAACCGUCUUCUACGGCCUGCAGUACAUCCUCCACAAAUACUUGAAAGGAAAGGUAGUGACUGCAGAGAAGAUUCAGGAGGCCAAGGAGGUGUACAGAGAACACUUCCAGGAUGAUGUUUUUAAUGAGAAGGGUUGGACCUACAUUUUGGAGAAAUACAAUGGACACCUGCCCAUUGAAAUCAAGGCGGUGCCAGAGGGGAGCGUCAUUCCUCGAGGCAAUGUUUUGUUCACAGUGGAGAGCACGGAUCCUGAGUGCUACUGGCUCACCAACUGGGUGGAGACCAUCCUGGUUCAGAUCUGGUACCCCAUCACUGUGGCGACCAACUCCCGGGAACAAAAGAAAAUCCUCGCCAAGUACCUCCUGGAGACUUCUGGGAACUUGCAGAAACUCGAGUAUAAACUACAUGACUUUGGUUACCGAGGAGUCUCCUCACAAGAGACUGCUGGCAUCGGUGCCUCCGCCCAUCUGGUUAACUUCAAGGGCACCGACACAGUUGCUGGGAUCGGAGUCAUCAAGAAGUUCUAUGGCACUAAGGACCCGGUGCCGGGCUUCUCAGUGCCGGCUGCCGAGCACAGCACCAUCACAGCGUGGGGGAAGGACCAUGAAAAAGACGCCUUCGAGCACAUCAUCAGGCAGUUUCCCAACGUGCCCGUAUCCAUCGUGAGCGACAGCUACGACAUCUACAACGCCUGUGAAAAGAUUUGGGGAGAAGACCUAAGAGAAUUGAUAGAGAGACGCAGCGCGGACGCCCCGCUGGUCGUGCGACCAGACUCAGGAAACCCGCUUGAUACGGUGUUGAAGGUUUUGGAGAUUCUUGGCAAGAAGUUUCCUACAGAGGAGAACUCUAAAGGGUACAAGGUUCUGCCUCCGUACAUCAGAGUUAUUCAAGGAGACGGAGUUGAUAUCAACACACUGCAAGAGAUAGUGGAGGGCAUGAAGGAGCACAGGUGGUCUAUUGAGAACAUCGCCUUCGGAUCUGGAGGGGCUUUACUGCAGAAACUGACCAGAGAUCUGCUCAACUGUUCCUUCAAAUGCAGCUAUGUGGUCACAAACGGACUCGGGGUGAAUGUGUUCAAGGAUCCUGUGGCCGACCCCAACAAGAGAUCAAAGAAAGGUCGCCUGUCUUUGCACCGGUCGCAGAGCGGAGAGUUCGUCACCCUGGAGGAGGGCAAGGGGGACCUGGAGGAGUACGGCGUGGACCUGCUGCACACGGUGUUUCAGAAUGGAAAGAUCGUGAAGACCUACACGUUCGAUGAAGUCAGAGACAAUGCUAAGCUCAAAGACAGUGAGCUUGAAGAGCUGCUGCACUGAGUGCAGUCUUCUUAAACACCCCCCCCCCCCCACAUACACACACUGUCACCCCCUAAAAGGCCCCUCUUUUAAACCUUCACCUUUUUGCCUCCAGUAUCACCAUAGAAAUGGAGGUGUGUCCACUGCUAAUAGAUCCCCACCCCAAAAUAAAAAACAAAACAAAAAAAAAAACUCCCAAGGCCUGAUAAACCCCCUGAAAUGUUCCUGUAAACCUGAUUCAUAAACCUGUCUGUAGGUUCUCCGAGCUGAGACACAGAAAUUUGUAAGAUCGUCGAUGAACUCCAACAAGCUUCGUGUGAGUGGGGCGGGGGGGGUGGGGUGCAGAAACAGAAGCCUACGUGUGUGAGGAAUUAUAAGCAACAAUUUGCAUAGAGAGGUAGUCCUGACAGUGACGAAGUUAAAGGUGCGGUCGCGUCCUUGUGCUACUGCCUCGGAUCAAACUUCGACAGACUGGGGGAUUUCGCAGCUUAAUGAAUGUUUGGCCGGCCGCUGACGCGCAGUGAGUCCGCAGACUCUUUUUCCAUGCAGACACACACAAGGAAAGGAAGUGAUCGUAGGUUUUUUUUCGAUCGGGGCUCUUAGCACCUGCAUGCUGAGUCAAGACGAGAGCGAUCGUGACAAAAAGGCAUAACUGCACCCACACCAAUGACCGUUGUCCUUGUAUUCUGUACAGUACUGAUAAGAAGAAAAAAAAAUAUACAUGUCUCAAUCUAUUUAGCUUUGUCUUUUAUGUGAAGGAUGAAAAUGAACGUUCCAUGCACUGAUAACACUGGCAAAUGGUUCAUAUGUUGCUUCAACCUGGUAGCAAAUAAUCACAAACACUUAAACUGUAAUUAUAACAAUAAUGAACAUUUCAUUUCCCAAACAGUUUUUGCUUUUAAUUAGUAGUUUGAUCCAAUUAUCAAAGGCCUAUCCUGUACUUCCUCACUGUAUGUACUCCAUAAAAACACAAGCUGUUAAUUUGUGCAUCUCUGGAGGAAUAUAAAGGAUCAUCUUCUCGCCAUUAUGCUGCUCUGAAGUACAUUCACAUUGUGAAGGUCCAAUCCUCAGUGCAGCCAUCACAAGUUUAACAGUUUUAUGGCACAUGGAAACAUUAAAUCCAAGCCCCCAAAAUUAGAGUGUAGAUCUUUGGAUUGGGUCUUGAUGAUGGCGAAUGUCCGGCAUUUUCUAUGUAAGAUGUUAAAAAACAAACAAACAAACAAAAAAAAAUGUCAGAAGUUGUCUUCACUGGAAUGAAGAUGAUAAAUCUAUGUGUUUAUGACAGAUUAUGUAAUGUAUGUGGCUCCCGGGCUGAACUGUAUGUUAAAUGUUGGUCCUGAUAUGUGUGUGUGUGCGUGUGCGUGUGUGUGUGUGUGUUUGUGUGUGUACUGAUGUUUUCUUCCUUUAAAGGACUAUGUAGUAUUCCUUAUAUGCAAAUGUGCUUGUUGACGGAGGGACUACAGAACACUCUUCCUUUUACUUUGCCGGCCUUGGAAGCUGAGGGGAGAUGCAGAGUAGCGACAGGCGGCUGAUGAGCGGAGUUGGGAUAGUUAGGACACUGGGACGCACCAGCGAGGUUUUGGAAGGUGCGAUAGCUGGUGAGCGAAACGUCGCCCUCGGUAUCACUGCCUUAACUUUUGAAAAGUAAACGUUCAACAGAUGUGUCUGUGGAAGAGCGCGUUUGGAUUAAAUCCCCCGAUAUACAGUAUAUGUAUAUAUAUAUAUAUAUAUAUAUAUAUAUAUAUAUAUAUAUAUAUAUAUAUAAUCGGAUCAUGUUCGUCCCUGCCUUCGGAGCUCAUUAUCUGUCCAGUCAGAGCUUCUUCGUUUAGGAUUCCCCACCUCGUCCUCACUCGAUGUUUCCGGGUUUUUAUGGGUCCAUUUGCUUUGUCACCCUUUUCAGAACUGGUGACAUCGCAGGUGACGAAUAUUUGAGGGGAAAUUUCCAAACUGUGCAGCUAUUAGAUGGAUUCCCAUGAAAUUUUCACAUCACAUGGGGUGAAUACUACUGACUGUGGAGAUCUGAUUUUCCUUUUUUUUUUUUUUUUUUUCACAUUGCAGUUAUGAGUGAAAUGUCUCAACGGCUGCUUAGGUGCAUUUCCACAUUUAUUAACUGUGCUAAUAAGUAUGUAGCUGCUAAACAUCAGUAUCUUGGUUUUUCUAGUCAGCAUGUCAGCACACUUAUAGUAAUCCCACAGAGCCGCUACCUCAGCUGCAGUCCUGUUAAAACUAGUUGGUAAUUUAUUCUCUUAACGGGUCACGCUCUCGUCAGACAUAUCGCUGCUUCAUGUUCACCGCUUUAGCCCACUCGCCUUCUGAUCACGGUCUUCUGCAUUUGCCUGCCGGCAGCUCCACUGGAGUUUUUAAGAGUUGGUUGGGGUUUCUUUUUCGAUUUCAUCACGCGCCCUGACAAUUUUCUACAGUUUUAGGAUGAAAUUGGGGAUAUCUCUCAAUUUCCACCCGCUCAGAUCAUCAGAUCAUCCUACUGAAACGGACAAGUCGGUAAAGACCAGAGUCACAUGCUGAGACUUCAGAUUUUAUGCCCCCCAACUCCGACUCCUCCCCCUCUUACUUUUUCGUUUCAACUGUUGCUGCUGUUUUGUGACAUAAUUCGUUCUCAAGUUGUUAUGACACAGUAGUUCCUUUGUUUACCCCGGCCCCCAGUUAUGAGGUGCAUUUAGUAAAACUUUCUUUUACUAUUUUGAUACUGUCUCAGUUCUUACCUCAGAGAAAUAUUAUUUUUUACCGCAAAGGAUUAAAAAAAGAAAGGCAAAAAAAAAAAAAGGCGACGCCAGAAAUAUUGCAGUGAAUAUCUUUAUUUACAAACGAUGCGGCCAUACUGCCUUCUCACUUGCACAGAAAACACAAAGUUUGACUGAAAGCAGAGAUGGCAGGUUAGUGAGACGACCACACUAGAUCAUAUUAUUUUUGUCAGACUGACCAUUUUUGUACCAACGGAAGAAUAUCCAAAACUGCUUGACUGAACUGUCAGCGUGACUGUUUCUUGUGACUGUCGAGCUUUUAGCUUCUGUCUGUAAGUGUGUGAGUGAGUGAGGGCGUGUGAGUGUGUUUAGUCUCGUAUGAAUGCUUUGUGUGUAAUGAAUGAAAAGGUUUUGGGUGAUUUAUUUUCUUCUUUUCUUUAUGUUGAUGUUUUAAUCGUAUGUAUAUGUUGGUUGUUCCCAAUUCUCUCUUCCAGUACAACUGAUAUUUUAACUAACAUAACUUGCUAUAUUGUCAACAAUACAUUGAUUAAAGAUGGCACCCUGUCAGUUUGAAA